AUACGUGGCGGUGGGGCCGGCAGCAGGUCUGCGCACCCGCGCGCUCGCGCGCGCCGGCGGUGGCGGCGGCUGUGUUCAAGGGCUUGAUAUCACUCAGAAAGGAAGCGUGGGUGGAGACGAACGGCGAUACCGGUCUGAAAGUCGGCCAUCUCUGCGGCCGGUGCGCGCUGGCUAGUGACGCGUUCUUGUAGGCUUCACCCUCGCCAGAGCACCCUGCUGGAAGGAGCGCCGCCGUCCGUGCAUGAAGGUGCGGUAGGCGCCCGCCAUGCCGCUGUCGCUGCGUCUGCCGCUGCGGCGCGUCGAGCUGGACGCGGCGCCGGUGGUGCGCAGCAUGGAGGAGGGCGACACGCGGCUGGGUCGCUCGCGGCUGAACGCCACCGUCCGGCUGCGCCACCUGCUGCACGGGUCAGAGCGCCGGCGCAAGGCCGACCAGGAGUUCAGCGCGGCGCAGUCCACCGGCUCCAUGGCCGACUUCGAGCUGCAGGAGCUGCAGGAGAUGCUGCAGGAGCAGCCGUCGGUCGGCGCCCGCCGUUGGGACAAGUUCCGCUCCCUCUGGCAGCCACAGGACCUGGAGAACAACCUGAAGCAAAUGCUGCGUCUGGCAGGCUGCUCGCUCCGGAUCUUGGAGGCGGUCAAGCAGGAGGACAAUGAACAGCUGAUGACGCUGUGCGCCGACGACGAACUGUCACUGGUCGAGGAGGAGGUCGGCAUGCUGGCCGGCUGCCUGUUCGGGCGGCCGAAGCUGGUGAAAAAGAUGUUGAAGAAAGGUGUGCUGGUGUCGUCAGCGGACACGGACGGCCGGUCGGCCCUUCACCUGGCCGCUUUCUCGGGCAACCUGGACACGGUUAAGUGCCUGGUGAAGUACGGCGCCAACGUGAACGCCUUGGACGGCCGGCAGUCGACGACGCCACUGAUCUGCGCGGCGGCGGUCAGCUCGGCUGACACGGUCGCCUUCCUGGUGGACAACGGCGCCGACGUCGACGCCGGCCUCGACCCGAGCGACGAGACGGCGCUGCACUACGCCGUGCGCGCCAACUCGUACACCUGCGCAGAGCUGCUGCUGAAGGCGGGCGCGCGCACGAGUGGCACCAACCCGCGCGGCGAGACGCCGCUGCACGUGGCCGCGGACUACGGCUUCGACCGCUGCAUGGGUCUGCUGCUCAAGCACGGAGCCAACGUGGACCUGGUGAGCGGCACCGGCAGCAAGACGGCGCUCCACCUGGCCGUCGAGGACGGCAGGGUGCAGUGCGCCAAGCUUCUGCGAGAGUUCGGCGCGCGGAUCGACCUGAAGACGAGCCGCGGCCAGACGGCUCUCCACCUGGCGGCCAGGGCGCAGUCCGUCGAACUGAUCGAGCUGCUGCUCUCCUGGGACGCAGACAUCAACGCCAGAGACAACGACCUGCGCACGCCGCUGCACUGCUCCAUCGGCAAGCAGUGCCGCUCGCUGGACACCAUCAAGGUCCUUGUCAACAACGGCGCCCUCAUCAAUGAGGGCGACAUCGCCGGCUACACGCCCCUUCACUUGGCAGCGAUAAACGAGUUCUCCAGCUGCGUGGAGUUGCUAAUGGACCAUGGCGGUGACGUAACCUUGCGCAACCGGGGCGGUGUGUCCUGCCUGCAGCUGAUCAAACACCGCACCCCGUCCGUGCUGACCAAUCUGCCCGACCGCUUCAGCAGGUCCAUCCUCUUCUACGAGCGCGAUAACAUACCCAACAACAAGUUUGCGGAGCUGAAGAUUUCUUUUAAUCCGCUGAUGUCUCAGGCAAAGGGUGAAUGCCACUUUCUGAAGGCGCUGAUCGACAUUGAUCAGAAACACCUGCUCAAACAUCCGCUGUGCGAAAGCUUCCUGCAUAUGAAAUGGAUGAAAGUGCGCAAAUUUCUGUUCUUCAACGUGUUUUAUUACCUGGUGUUUUGUAUUUUGCUGAGUGCGUAUGUCCUUGGCACCUGUCACGGUGACUGCUUUAACGUAGGUCGAGGGUUGCAACUGGGACUGUGCUCAGGAAUCUCGUCGGAAGGGCUGGUGACUCUGCAUGCGAAGUGCCAUGGUUCUGAUCCGCCGCCCAUUCAACUGACGUGCUCCGCAAACAAAACCAAUGCCCCAACGAGGCUGGAUUUGUGUGACUGUGCCAAGUCCAGUUUUCAACUGCUGGCUGUGCAAAAGCCUUCGUUCUACACGGGCCUGUGGUACUUGCUCGUGGUCUUCGAUGUGACAUUAGUUUUCAAGGAGAUUUUUCAGCUCGUUCAGGAUCCUCCGCAGUACUUCCGCAAUCCAGAGAACCUGGCCGAGUGGGCGCUCAUGUUCUUUCUGCUGCUGAUCGGAACGCCAAUUUUCGGGGACAUAGCUCUCUGGCAAAACAUUUGA
This is a messenger RNA of Pollicipes pollicipes, 2362 nucleotides long. RefSeq names its product transient receptor potential channel pyrexia. Bases 266 to 2362 code for a protein of 698 amino acids. The transcript is spliced from 2 exons. Gene Ontology annotation, molecular function: protein binding. The record is from RefSeq and is a predicted model, not a curated record. Lineage: Eukaryota; Metazoa; Arthropoda; Thecostraca; Pollicipedomorpha; Pollicipedidae.